UAGAAAGCAGUGCUGCGCACUAAUUAAUGUACUUUUUGUUAGUACAAAUCCACGAUUAGUGUGCUUUAAAGCUGGGUGAUUGAUCGAAAUGAUUGAAAACCACGAACAGAAUCCGACUCGAAGGACCAAAGUGUAUUCGAAAUUAAGCGUUUUAAAUCCCAAAUCAACUGAAGUUUCGAUAGAUUCAGGAACAGUUUUUCAGUUCUAGGGGAAGUGCAGUGAAAGUGCAACCGAUUUGGUCGGGUUUAUUCUGGGAGAUUCUCUACAUCCGCUACCUUUUUUUUACAUAAAAUCGUUCAAGUUCCUUCGGUGUAAGGGAAAUCAAACGCAAUUUCCGAGUCGAAGAGCCAAAAUAUGUUCUAAAAAUCAGUUGAGUAAAAGUUUCCAAAUUUGAUUUGGCCUCUUGAUCGAAAUGACGAUCGAAAACUGAAUAAUUUGAAUUGAAAACUGAAAAUGUUUGCAGUGCACAUAAGAGUUUGCCCUUUCUUCAGGCAAAGUUUUCGUAAAGUUUCGUAAGAAUGGAUUAAUUGUGUCAUUUUUGGCAAAUUUGCAAAAGCUCAAGUUUUUGUGAAUCGUGAGUGCGGCAGCUAGUUUUCAAAAUGUAAACUACUCGAAAGUCUGAAGACUAAGAAUUCAGUUUUUACAAUUUUCGCGAAAGAAAACUUUGGUGAAAGUCUCCGUAAAAUUUCUUUGGAAUUGAUUUAUAUUACAAUUUCUCGCCAAUUUGCAAAACUGCGGAUGAUGUUAAUCAUCCGCAUCAACAAAUCAAUUGCUGUUCAGUCCGUCCAGUUCGAAAUGAAAAUUUUUGCAGUGCACAUAAGGGAAAACUUCAGAGAAAUUUUUUGUAAAGUUUCAUCGACAUGGAUUAAUCGUGUGAUUUUUGACGAAUUUGCAGAUGCUACAGUUUUUGUGAAUCAUAAGUGCGGCAGGUAGUUUUCAAAAUGUUAACUACUCGAACGUCUGAAGACUCAAAAACUCAGUUUUUCAAAUUUUCACGAAAGAAAACUGGUGAAAAUAUCCGUAAAUUUUCUUUGGAAUUAAUUGCUGUUGCUGAUUUCUGACCAAUUUGCAAAAAUUACAGAUGAUGUUAAUCUUGAGAUUCUCAGGUAAUUUAAAAAAAUCAAUUGCUUUUUAGUCCGUCCAAUUAGAAACAACAUUUUUGCAGUGAACAUAAGGGCAAGCUUCAGGGAAUAUUUUUGUAAAGUUUCAUUAGAAUGGAUUAAUGGUGUGAUUUUUGGCGAAUUUUCAAAAGUUGCAAUUUUUGUGAACCUCGAGGUAGUUUUUAAAAUGUAAACUGCUCGAAAUCGUCGAGGCUUGGAAACUUAAUUUUUCCAAUUUCCGUGAAAGAAAACUUUGGGCGAAAAUAUCCGUAAAAUGUCUUUGGAAUUGAUGGCUGUUACGAUUUCUGGCCAAUUUGCAAAAAUUACAGAUGAUGGUAAUCUUGGGGUUAUCAGGUAAUUUAAAAAAAUCAAUUGCUUUUCAGCCCGUCCAGUUAGAAACCACACUUUUGCACUGCACACAAGGACAAACUUCAGGCAACAUUUUUGUAAAGUUUCAUCAGAAUGGAUUAAUCGUGUGAUUUUUGGCGAAUUUGCAAAAGGUGCAAGGUGGUGGUUUUUGUGACUCGUGAGUGGCUCAGGUAGUUUUCUAAAUGUAAACUACUCGAAAGCAUCAAGACUUAGAAACUUAGUUUUUCCAAUUUCUGUGAAAGGAAACUUUGGUAAAAGUCUGAGUAAAGUUUCUUUGGAAUUGAUUGAUAUCAAGAUUUCUGGCCAAUUUGCAAACAUUAAAAAUGAUGUUAAUCUUGGGUUUCUUAAGUAAUUUAACAAAAUCAAUUGCGUUCCAGUCCGUCCAGUUAGAAACCACACUUUUGCAGUGCACAUCAGGGCAAACUCCAGGGAUCAUUUUUGUAGUUUCGUUAGAAUGGAUUAAUCGUAUGGUUUUUAGUGAAUUUGCAAUUUUUGUGAAUCAUGAGUGCGGCAGGUAGUUUCAAAAUGUAAACUUCCGAGGCCGAGAGUCCCGAGGCUUAGAAUCUUAGUUGUUCCAAAUUUCACGUAAGGAAGCUUGUGUGAAAAUUUCCGUAAAAUUUCUCUGGAAUAGAUUGCUAUUACGAUUUAUGGCUAAUUUGCAAAAUUUACAGAUGAUGAUUAUCUUGGCUUUCUAGGGUAAUUAAAAAAAAAUAAUUGUUUUUCAGACCGUCCAAUUAGAAACUAUAUUUAUGCAGUGCACCUAAGGGCAAACGUUAGUCAAAGUUUUCGUAAAGUUUCAUAAGAAUGAACUAAUUGUGCCAUUUUGUUCAAAUUCCGAUCAAAAUAUGUAAAUAACUCAGAAGUCGGUCAGGUUAUGGCGAAUGUUCAUAGAAGUUUGCCAAUUUUAAAUAAAUGGCACCAUUUUCCCAAGUAUUACUAAAAGCAACCGCACCGUCCGGCUCGAAGGACCGAAAUAAACUUUAAAUAUACCUAUACAUACAACGUCUUGUGUAACCGUCAAGUUUCCGUUCGAUCGCGCAUUAAAAUUGACUACAUAAAAUGGAGUUUGCGACAAAAAUGUACAAUAAUUCUGAAUAAUUCCAAAUGAAAAAUUUUCCGCCCUUGAGCCUGCAACAUUUGAAGAAGCCAUCACUGCAACCCAAUUUGGAAAGUACAAUGUGGUUUUGGGAUUUUUGGCGGGUAUCGCAAGUCUUUGCGCUGUUUUCGACACGUCCACUAUGUCCUAUACUUUUGUGUCUGCUCAAUGCGAUUUGAACAUAUCUCUAAAUGAUAAAGGUCUUUUAAAUGCGGUCACAUAUGCAGGCAUGAUCUCAAGCGCUCUGAUCUGGGGGUUUCUCUUCGACGUGCUGGGACGAAGAAAACUGUUAAUUUUGGGAUUUCUUGUCGACGCAGUAUUUGUAUUUAUGAGCGUUUUGACGCAAGGAUUACCUCUGCUGCUUGUUUCCAAGUAUUUGCAAGGAUUUAUAAUUAAUGGUCCAUUUGCAGCAGUGAGUUCAUACAUUUCGGAAUUUCACUGCGCCAAAUAUCGGCCUAUUUACCAGAUGAUUAUUGGAUCAAGCAACAGUUUUGGCACUGUUUUACUACCCCUGAUAGCUUGGUUGAUUUUGCCACGAAAUAUGGAUUUUACCAUAGUGAACUUAAAUUUCCAUUCGUGGAACAUGUUCCUGCUAGUCUCCGGGCUUCCAGCAUUCAUUUGCGGCAUUCUGUUUGUAUUUUUCCCCGAAAGUCCGAAAUUUUUGAUGACUUGCGGCGAGAACGACAAGGCUCUGAAAGUGUUCCAGAAAGUGUACAGUAUUAACACUGGGGCGCCAGCAGACACGUUUCCAAUCAAGCAAUUAGUUGACGAAACUAAGUUGGACGUAGAUAUGAAGAAUGGCUCGCAUAUUACUGCGCAUAGAACUAAACAGCAAGCGCUGAAAGAAGGAUGGCAGCAGAUGAAACCGCUGUUUCUUCAGCCACAUUUAAUGAAGAUUGUACUUGCUUGUGCAAUUUUCCUAUUUGUUAUGAUGAGCAUGAAUAUGUUGCGAUUAUGGCUGCCGCAGAUUUUCCAAAUUAUGAACGACUACCAAAAGACCCACUUGGGAGAAUCGGCCAGUUUAUGCACCAUGUUGAGCACAGUUUCCUCGAAAAACCAAACAACAGGUGAAUGUGUGGUUAACACCGACAACGCCCAGGUUUAUAUCAAUUCAAUCAUAGUCGGGUGUACUUCGAUAUGUGGAAACGUGUCAGCAGCAUCUCUAAUAAGGUUUAUUGGCAAAAAGAAGAUUCUGACUGUUGCCUUAAUAACAUCGGGAAUUUCCUCGUUUUCACUGUACUUUGCCAACACUCCCGAAAUGGCAACCGCACUGUCUUCCAUCUUUAUAGCUGGAGGAUCGGUUUCAAAUAAUGUGAUGGUAUCAGUUGCAGUGGACAUGUUUCCCACUACAUUGAGAACAAUGUCCAUUUCCCUGGGAAUGAUGAUAGGGCGUUCGGGUGCCAUGAGCGGAAAUUUCAUAUUUCCCUACUUGCUGGAAAGUGGCUGUCAAGCCCCAUUUUUUGUCGUUGGGGGGCUCAUGUUUGCUGCAGCUGCUUUGUCGUUUGUUCUUCCCAACACCGACAUGAAACCUCUCACAUGAAAAGGAAAAGGUUCCCAGCACAAUGCGCUAACUAAACCAUGUACAGCUUUUGUUGGUUUUUAGCUCUAUUUAUUAUGUUUUAGUUCUGAUUUGAAGCAAAAUUCGAAGAUCAUUUCAUGUAAAUAAUAAGCUAAAAUUUAUAUUUUAAA
Molecule: messenger RNA, 4254 nt
Organism: Dendroctonus ponderosae (mountain pine beetle)
Lineage: Eukaryota; Metazoa; Arthropoda; Insecta; Coleoptera; Curculionidae
Product: synaptic vesicle glycoprotein 2B
Exons: 11
Coding region: 2708-4105 (465 amino acids)
Biological process (GO): transmembrane transport
Molecular function (GO): transmembrane transporter activity
Source: RefSeq, a predicted model, not a curated record